AUGCCCAAGAGACACUACCGGGCCUGGACUCCCGGCGAGGAACAUGACUACCCAUCAUGGUCUUUGCGGACCAAAUAUCGACUGCUGGAGAAGGACAUCCGACGGCACCGCCAUCCAAAUUGCAAACCCCCAUCGCGGCUCAGGCGUCGCAUCCCCCCGAGACAGGAUCAUCGCCAGCGGAAAGCUUGGCCCAGUCCUAUCUCGAUCGGCACCCCCGCGCCUUCCGAGCAUCGUUUAGACGACCCGAGCGCGGUAGCGAUGCCGGCGAUGAGGCCACGGACCCCUACACGCGUAUCCGGUCACCAGAACCAGAAUCAGACCGCACCGUCGACCUGGGCUUCAAAAUUGACCUCCCAGUUCUCAGCCGAACGUGGGAGCCACAUGUGUUUGAUGCGUGGGCUUGUUGAAGGCUGGGGUAAUUCUCCCAGUAAGAGCAUGCCCCCGUGCCGUGAUCGAAGCCCUCUGACACUCACAACCUUCUUAGGAGCAGGAAACGGAAGUGAACGGAGAGCAUCCCCUCGGGCAUCAACUACAUCUGACAAGAUCGAUCGGCUGUGGCGGUCGGCAUACCGUGUCUCCGGUCGCACGAGGCAGUAG
Messenger RNA from Aspergillus welwitschiae, 597 nucleotides. RefSeq lists its product as uncharacterized. The record is from RefSeq and is a predicted model, not a curated record. The transcript is spliced from 2 exons. NCBI's taxonomy places the organism in Eukaryota, Fungi, Ascomycota, Eurotiomycetes, Eurotiales, Aspergillaceae. The coding region runs from base 1 to 597 and encodes 198 amino acids.